Molecule: messenger RNA, 9179 nt
Organism: Porites evermanni
Lineage: Eukaryota; Metazoa; Cnidaria; Anthozoa; Scleractinia; Poritidae
Source: the annotation of a GenBank genome assembly
AUGGAGUCAUCAGAGGAAAACCGGGCUAGUAUCUCAGAGACUCUUUGCCCCAAAAUGCUAGUUUGUCUAGCAAGUAGGCAUUUUUUUUUUUUUUUUUAGAAUAUCCCGACAAAUCCCAUGAUUUCACAAAUUUAAUUUGUAUCGUGUAAAGAGUACUGCAAUCUGCAGUGAAUCUGUAACAGAAUUUGUAAUUUUUGACUUAUGAAGUUCAGUAAAUUCUAAAUUCUAAUUGUAACGGGAAGGUUUUGAUGUUAGAUUGUGCUAGCAUAACUUUGGUAUCCGUCUUUACAAGCACAAGUUUCAUUUUUCCGAAAAACCACUGCUUGCAUAAUUUGGCCUUAAGGCUAGUUUUGCAGCACAAAAUUGUUAUUUAAUAUUGACUAUACAACCAACUUUUUUGGCCUGAGAUCAGUGUUACGAGCAUAUUAAAGUAAUAAAAUCAUUUUUUUUUUGCCCGCUUAUUGUCACAUACGAGGGCCCUGAGUGACCCAGGAGUCCUUCCACAGGCCUCAAUGCACGCACUUAACUAGCUCGGUUACCCGAAAUGGCGUGUUGAUUAUUGUUUGAGUUUCAAUAAUAUAGUUGUCGGACAGUUUUGUUGUUUCAGUGGUUUAUCUCUCAUACAUUCAUCUAUCGCUGAAAACUAGAGUUCGCAAGACUGUGAUAGCCAUGAAAUUGUAAAUAGGAUAAACGUGUUUCCUUUUUCCCCUUUGUUGCAUAGUUUUUGAGGACCUAAAUUUGAAUCAAAAAGAUAAUAUACGAGCAAUGCUAGUAGCUAAUUAUGCUACUUAAUCUGUCAAAGCUAGGAGCCAGGAUAAACGGGUGGCACAGGUAAAAAAUGCGUUCUUUCAAACAUUUGACCGGACUUGCGUCAACGGGGUCGAAGUCUCAAAUGAUCUCCUUCUCCUUUUUUCAGAUUUGUUCAAAAAUCUGGAAAGCACUUAAGUUUCGAAGCUUUACUGGACCAAGAUGGCUAUUCCUGUUGUAGAUUUUAGCGCCAUGGGUUUACAAAACAAGAAUCAGCCUUGGGCAGAAAAUAGCAAUGCUGUCAAAGACUUGGCUGACGAACUCUACAACGCCUGUAGCACGGUUGGAUUUGUGUAUCUUAAAAACCAUGGGAUUCCCCAGGAAAUGGUGCGUUUUUGUUCGAAUGUUUGUUUUGUCUUUGUUGUUGCUGUUGUAAAUAUUUUUUAUUCAAGUUCAAAACCUGGGUUAAAGGGUUAAAAGCAGCAACUUUUUCAGCUUCGUCUUGGGUCUUCACUUUCGCGGACAGUGCGGGAAGUAAUCGAGCCUCCAUCUUGAAGAAAAACACUUAUUUUGCAUGGUCUACAUUACAAACCAUAAAAAAGACGUCAAGAUGUUAAAAAAAAUUGCAGUGGAACCAAUCUCUUCAGUUUUGAACAUUUUGACGUCAUUGCUGUGGUCUAUAAGAGUUGUGGCGAAAAAAAAGGGCCUGCUACGCUAGGCUAAUUGUCGAUUUGUUGACUGAAGAUGGUAGGUGAGCUUUUCAAUAGCUCUGGUGAAAAGCUUUUUCUAGCAGUUGAGGUUCGAUUUAGUACGUUACUAUUGCCGUUACCUACGAACGCAUACGUAUUCACAGUCGUCGCUCCUUUUCACCCUAAGCGACGACCGAAAAUAUGGCUGCGUUUGCAGGCUACUGCAAGCCAUCGUUGUCGUUCAGUGUGGAAAAUGUAUGUUACGUACUCGUCUAGUCAAUCGAUGACCUAAAAAAGCAUGAAAAAGUGGCCGCUUCAGAGAGCUGGAGGUUCGACAGUAUUUUGUGUCGUUGGUUCCCCUCAGCCGGUCACUUCUCAAGUAGAAUUCCACCUAUAAAAUAUACCAAAGUCUUGGUAAACCAUCUGUUGUAUUCAUGUUAUUAUGGCCUUCGAUUGGGCAGUUCACUUGAAACUUCGCUAGAACUUGAAUUGCUGAGCAGACAACAUGAAUGGAGGAACAAUUAUUUUUUUGUUCACCCUUGAAGUUAAUUUCCUUGUUUAACUCUGCAGAUCGACUCUAUUUUUGUGGAGAUGGAUAAGUUCUUCGCCCUGAGUGAUAAAGUAAAAACGAAAUACAAAAGAGAAUACAAAUUCUGCAGAGAUGGUUGGAAUUCUUUUGAAGCGGAAAGGUAAUGCGUGCCCAUUCCCAUAAUUUGUACUUAUAUGGUGCAAACAAUCGGCCAGAAUUGUGACAUGCAUGUGCAGUAAAGAUAGCAGUGUAUAAGCCCUUGAGAAACAGAAAAAAACGGCCAUCCUUUCAAAGUUGCCUAGCCAAAAUGGGGGAGCAUUAAAUGAAAGAAGAUCAUCUCAGUUAUAGACACAACUUUUGCAGUUGCGUAAAGAUUUAGUCUGAAAUGAUGCAGGCUUGAACGGGAUUUGAACUCAGCUUGACCUCUGCGAUACCGGUGCAGCGCUCUACCAUUCGAACUAACAAGCCGACAGGAAGCUGGUCUUUUAUUUGGUUCUUUCAAAACCCACGAGCCUCUCUUUAAAACAGGCAUUUGGUUCAACCCGGAAGUGGCUUUUUAUAGUCACGUUGAUUGGCUACAAAAUAUUCUUCCCAAGUGAUAGACCUUUACAGCUUGUUUGGAUUUGUUUUCCCAUUUCAAAUCAUGUGAUAGUGCCAGAUCCUGGAAAACUGUUUCCGGCACGUGGUCUGAAUUUGGAAAACAAAACAUCCAAGCCAAAAGGUCUAUUGAAUAGUAUUAAUAAUAAUAAUGAUAAUAAUAAUAAAUUAAUGAUAAAAAUAAUAUAGUAAUAAACCAAACCGUUUUUGCUUUCUCUUCCUUCACAGCCUUAAUUCAGAGGGACCACCAGGUUACAAAGAAACCUUGGAUUUGAACUCAAUUUAUGAGCCAGAUUUUGUAAGUUUUAAUAGGUAGCUUGUUGACACUUGCGCUGAGUGCCAGAGCCUUUUUUACCUUUUUUCUUACCUAAUUCAUGAUAGUUUGCGGCGAAUUUAGGCGGGUUAUUUCCUCCCAGGUAUUUUGAGAACGCACCCCUGUUGUCAGUUAGUUAGCCAGGACGUUUAUUCUACAAUUUCCUAAGAAAAAGUUCCAUUCUGACAGUCUGGGCCACAACCAGAUCUGGAUAUAUGACGUCGUCUAAAUUUUGUCUGAAAGAGGUUCUAAUAACAGACGCUUUCGAUAAACAUUUAAGAAUAAAAAUCAACGAUAAAAAUUUUGAAUGACGUUUCGAUGACUCGCUCAUCAUUUUCAAAUUCUAAAAAGUUAGAUUGUUAAAAGUUCUUUAAAAAACUUUUAAAAGUUCUUUAUACACCUGCGUGACUCUCACAAUCAGAAGAACAAAGACCUCACUGAACAAUUCACUAUACUGAAGAAAUGUCGUGGGAAAUUUGAAUGCUUGAUCUACGAAAUGCUUUUUAUCCAGGAAAUGAAACCCAAACUGAACACUCAAUCAGACUCAAUAAAAGUGAAACUUUUGAGUACCUAAUUAACACUCACUACAUUCCACAUUGUAGUUUUUAAUCACGUGCAACGAGACUUCACACGCAUUCUUAAUAUAUAAAGAACUUUUAACAAUCUAACUUUUUAGAAUUUGAAAAUGAUGAGCGAGUCAUCGAAACGUCAUUCAAAAUUUUUAUCGUUGAUUUUUAUUCUUGAAAGAGGUUUCAUUUGAAUUAUACCAUCAUAGUUUCGUCCACUGAUUCAAACGUUCUCGUCCACAGAAUUAAAAUUUAGACCCGGUGAUAUAUGGAGAAAAAGUACCCCUAGCAGGGUCGCCCUCUAACAGCGAGCGUUCCUGAUAUCAGAAAAAUGUUGACCUCUUUGUCCUUGUCCUAGACAACAGAACUCGCACAUGCGUUAAUUGUCUCGCUUUGAUCUAGUUGUCCCAGCUGGGCAAACCAAGUGAGUGUAAGCCAGUGUAGGACGGUGACUCCGGGCCUACCUUCACAAAAGGUUGACCUACCUUCCCGGGUCACCCUUCUAGCCGAGCCAGCGCUAGCAUUUCUUUUAUCAUAAAAACUGUCUCGCGUAUAGCAGCAUAAAGGACAAUUUGCCUAGCCUUUAAAUGGGCGUCUUGAUUGGUUUACAAGAAUAUCGUUUUCUGAUUUGUGUUUUAAUUAUAUUUUUACAACUAGUUUCUUUCGUUUUUUCUUUUUACCAUCAAUGUUCUUGUGUUGCAGAGAUGGCCCAAUGAAGAGAUACCAAACUUCCAAAGCAACAUUACACGUACCUAUGAGACCAUGACAGAGCUAAGCUUCAGGGUGCUAUCUGUCAUGGCUAUAGGUCUUCAAUUGGUAAGAAAAUCAUGUUGACAUGACAAACGAUUACCGUGGCCUAAAAUCGAAAAAUGGAGAUUUUAUAUUCUAAGACGAGGACAACUACGAGUAGUACGGCGCACUUGAAUGUAUUAUAGAUAUUUGCGCCUUAUAAGUUUUGAAUUAAUAACUAAUACGAGAUUUUCUCAGUACUAAGAAGUGCUCGCGCAAGAACCAGCACCAUCUUGGCGGGAAAACGUCCACCCGUCCGCCCGCACCACAGGGCAACCAAUGUAAAAUGUCACACUUUCUAGAUAGCGUAGGAGCCUGCAACCUGAUAUUGCACAUCCAUCUGUUGUGGUCAAUUGACAGCUGUCAGAACGGGGUAUUCGCUAACCAGUAUCACAUGACCAUAUCGCGGGCUCUGGUAUCGACCCAUCAACCACCUUUUGAAGUCAUCCGCUGACAAGUUACUAGUUCCUAACUGAUCGCGGGCUCAACCCCAAGUGGAUUUCUUUGUGAUGGUUCAGUACAAGUUUAUUUUUUGAAGCAAAUUAUGAAUUUUAUUAAACGGGAGCUUCGCUUUUAGCUUUGGGUAAAUCUAUACAUUAACUUAUUCUUUGAUUUCUUGAACAGAAACAUGACGCGUUUGCCCAUGCAUUCGAAAAAGCAGGCACUUUACAAGGAGAAACUAUGUUAAGGUAUAGUUACUACCCCACGAUAACUGAUAUGUAUGGGGGAGCAUUAAAUGAAAGAAGAUCAUCUCAGUUAUAGACACAACUUUUGCAGUUGCGUAAAGAUUUAGUCUGAAAUGAUGCAGGCUUGAACGGGAUUUGAACUCAGCUUGACCUCUGCGAUACCGGUGCAGCGCUCUACCAUUCGAACUAACAAGCCGACAGGAAGCUGGUCUUUUAUUUGGUUCUUUCAAAACCCACGAGCCUCUCUUUAAAACAGGCAUUUGGUUCAACCCGGAAGUGGCUUUUUAUAGUCACGUUGAUUGGCUACAAAAUAUUCUUCCCAAGUGAUAGACCUUUACAGCUUGUUUGGAUUUGUUUUCCCAUUUCAAAUCAUGUGAUAGUGCCAGAUCCUGGAAAACUGUUUCCGGCACGUGGUCUGAAUUUGGAAAACAAAACAUCCAAGCCAAAAGGUCUAUUGAAUAGUAUUAAUAAUAAUAAUGAUAAUAAUAAUAAAUUAAUGAUAAAAAUAAUAUAGUAAUAAACCAAACCGUUUUUGCUUUCUCUUCCUUCACAGCCUUAAUUCAGAGGGACCACCAGGUUACAAAGAAACCUUGGAUUUGAACUCAAUUUAUGAGCCAGAUUUUGUAAGUUUUAAUAGGUAGCUUGUUGACACUUGCGCUGAGUGCCAGAGCCUUUUUUACCUUUUUUCUUACCUAAUUCAUGAUAGUUUGCGGCGAAUUUAGGCGGGUUAUUUCCUCCCAGGUAUUUUGAGAACGCACCCCUGUUGUCAGUUAGUUAGCCAGGACGUUUAUUCUACAAUUUCCUAAGAAAAAGUUCCAUUCUGACAGUCUGGGCCACAACCAGAUCUGGAUAUAUGACGUCGUCUAAAUUUUGUCUGAAAGAGGUUCUAAUAACAGACGCUUUCGAUAAACAUUUAAGAAUAAAAAUCAACGAUAAAAAUUUUGAAUGACGUUUCGAUGACUCGCUCAUCAUUUUCAAAUUCUAAAAAGUUAGAUUGUUAAAAGUUCUUUAAAAAACUUUUAAAAGUUCUUUAUACACCUGCGUGACUCUCACAAUCAGAAGAACAAAGACCUCACUGAACAAUUCACUAUACUGAAGAAAUGUCGUGGGAAAUUUGAAUGCUUGAUCUACGAAAUGCUUUUUAUCCAGGAAAUGAAACCCAAACUGAACACUCAAUCAGACUCAAUAAAAGUGAAACUUUUGAGUACCUAAUUAACACUCACUACAUUCCACAUUGUAGUUUUUAAUCACGUGCAACGAGACUUCACACGCAUUCUUAAUAUAUAAAGAACUUUUAACAAUCUAACUUUUUAGAAUUUGAAAAUGAUGAGCGAGUCAUCGAAACGUCAUUCAAAAUUUUUAUCGUUGAUUUUUAUUCUUGAAAGAGGUUUCAUUUGAAUUAUACCAUCAUAGUUUCGUCCACUGAUUCAAACGUUCUCGUCCACAGAAUUAAAAUUUAGACCCGGUGAUAUAUGGAGAAAAAGUACCCCUAGCAGGGUCGCCCUCUAACAGCGAGCGUUCCUGAUAUCAGAAAAAUGUUGACCUCUUUGUCCUUGUCCUAGACAACAGAACUCGCACAUGCGUUAAUUGUCUCGCUUUGAUCUAGUUGUCCCAGCUGGGCAAACCAAGUGAGUGUAAGCCAGUGUAGGACGGUGACUCCGGGCCUACCUUCACAAAAGGUUGACCUACCUUCCCGGGUCACCCUUCUAGCCGAGCCAGCGCUAGCAUUUCUUUUAUCAUAAAAACUGUCUCGCGUAUAGCAGCAUAAAGGACAAUUUGCCUAGCCUUUAAAUGGGCGUCUUGAUUGGAUUACAAGAAUAUCGUUUUCUGAUUUGUGUUUUAAUUAUAUUUUUACAACUAGUUUCUUUCGUUUUUUCUUUUUACCAUCAAUGUUCUUGUGUUGCAGAGAUGGCCCAAUGAAGAGAUACCAAACUUCCAAAGCAACAUUACACGUACCUAUGAGACCAUGACAGAGCUAAGCUUCAGGGUGCUAUCUGUCAUGGCUAUAGGUCUUCAAUUGGUAAGAAAAUCAUGUUGACAUGACAAACGAUUACCGUGGCCUAAAAUCGAAAAAUGGAGAUUUUAUAUUCUAAGACGAGGACAACUACGAGUAGUACGGCGCACUUGAAUGUAUUAUAGAUAUUUGCGCCUUAUAAGUUUUGAAUUAAUAACUAAUACGAGAUUUUCUCAGUACUAAGAAGUGCUCGCGCAAGAACCAGCACCAUCUUGGCGGGAAAACGUCCACCCGUCCGCCCGCACCACAGGGCAACCAAUGUAAAAUGUCACACUUUCUAGAUAGCGUAGGAGCCUGCAACCUGAUAUUGCACAUCCAUCUGUUGUGGUCAAUUGACAGCUGUCAGAACGGGGUAUUCGCUAACCAGUAUCACAUGACCAUAUCGCGGGCUCUGGUAUCGACCCAUCAACCACCUUUUGAAGUCAUCCGCUGACAAGUUACUAGUUCCUAACUGAUCGCGGGCUCAACCCCAAGUGGAUUUCUUUGUGAUGGUUCAGUACAAGUUUAUUUUUUGAAGCAAAUUAUGAAUUUUAUUAAACGGGAGCUUCGCUUUUAGCUUUGGGUAAAUCUAUACAUUAACUUAUUCUUUGAUUUCUUGAACAGAAACAUGACGCGUUUGCCCAUGCAUUCGAAAAAGCAGGCACUUUACAAGGAGAAACUAUGUUAAGGUAUAGUUACUACCCCACGAUAACUGAUAUGAGUAACGUCAAACCAGGUCAGCUUCGCUGUGGAGAGCAUACUGACUGGGGCGCCAUUACGCUUCUGAUCCAGGAUGAUGUUGGUGGACUUGAGGUAAAGACAGCUACCGUUAAUUAAGCCAAGCAAAUAAAAAUAAUAAAUAAACAAACAAAUGUUUUUCCUCCAGGCCUGCUUCAUUUCUUGGGGUCGUCUAGUUCUUUAUUAUUUGUUACUAUUGUGUUACAUCAUUAUCUGACGUUUCAAUAUUAAUAUUUGACCAAAAACUCCAACUAAUCCCCGACCGAAGAUUCACUUAAAAAAACCGUGAAUAAAAAGGUCGGAAAUAACAACAACAAGCGCUCGCCUGCUCUCUUUUUUCUAGAAAUCCGGACGAGAAACAUUGGUUUUUAUUUAUACUUGGCCCUAGAUAACCUAGGAAAAAGCAUUCACUUACACUAACAAGUCCAUUGCUUCUUAAUUUGCUUCAGAUACGCAACGUUGAAGGAAAAUUUGUUCCUGCUCCACCAAUAGAAGGAACAAUAGUGGUCAACAUUGGUGACAUGAUGGAAAGAUGGACGGCGGAUAAACUGAAAUCAACAGUAUGUUGGAGAAUGCAACCCUCAUACUAAGCCUACGUUUCAAUGGUUUCACAAAUAGGUUAAUUUACCCCCGGGGGUUAAAACUAAAAAAAGUUUUACAGGGGGAGACUCCGCCCCGAGGUCCGACUCCAUACCGUUUUCAUGCAAUUUUUUACAGAAAAGGCACCUUCCAUUAAAAAAUGGUACCCCUUUUAAGACUAGGUUUAGAGCUCUGCAUCCCUUUUAACUGCUGUAAAUGCAUUGUCUUUAAAAUAUGAAAAAGCCAGAAAAACAGGAAUUUUUUUCAUCGCCACCAGGAACCCAUCAUUUGAUGGGCUCCUGUCGCCAUAAAUUCUUAACUUUUAUUAUUUGUAUUAACUUUUUUAGGUCUUUUUAUAGACGGAAAGACAGAUUUCCCAACCCCUUUAUAUACUUCAACUAGUGAAAUCAUAUCCCUACCCUUUCAUAUACCUGAAGCCUGAAAAAGGUACCACUUUCAGUAGGAGUCUUCCAUUAUAGGGAGUACCCCCCGGAAAUUAAGUGAAAACACUUUUCCCCGCCAAAAUCCAAGCUCCGGUUUAUCUCUGAAUGCGCAUGAUUAGCAUUAAAAAGGAACAAAAAAAUUGUCAGCUAAACGUUUUUCCUCUGUCAAAAUAUUAAUUUCUUGGGUGUAUCCGGCUAGCUAAUUGAUUUGAAGUGCUCCUUAGGACUGUUCCAAAACGCUGAUACACGAAUUCCUCUGAUUCCCAACUAACACCCCAGUAUAAACAAGGGACUUCCUUAAACUAACUUACUGAUCGUAUCUAAUUCGCGCAGGUUCAUCGUGUACUGAUACCCGAAGAGCAGAUCAAACGCCGUCACCGUCGUUCCUUAGCACUUUUCUUUAAUCCCGAUGUCGAUGCGGUUAUCACAUGUAUGGAUGGGUCUAACAAGUAUCCUCCAGUCACAUCCGGGGAGUGGGUCCAAAUGAAACAGAAUUUGGCACACAAAUAA